AUGUCGACGGCGGUGAAUCUAUGGAUGGGAGAGUUGACGAAGCUUACCGAUAAGAUCCGGUUGAAGAAAAAUCAUCAACAGCAGCAGCAGCAUAGUUUCUUCAUCAGAUCUAAAACAUCUCAAAAUGAAUCUGAUGAUCGAAUCGAAGAACAAGAGGAAUCAGGAUUUACUCUGGUUGAGGCGGGAAAACCUGCUUCAGUGUUGUUGAAGUCGCCGGCGACGGAAGAUUCGUUAUCAGAAGAGACGGUGUUUUGGCUGAUGGAUCGUUUCGCACCUUGCUAG
Molecule: messenger RNA, 282 nt
Organism: Lactuca virosa
Lineage: Eukaryota; Viridiplantae; Streptophyta; Magnoliopsida; Asterales; Asteraceae
Source: the annotation of a GenBank genome assembly